Molecule: messenger RNA, 1591 nt
Organism: Oryza sativa Japonica Group (Japanese rice)
Lineage: Eukaryota; Viridiplantae; Streptophyta; Magnoliopsida; Poales; Poaceae
Biological process (GO): DNA-templated transcription
Cellular component (GO): RNA polymerase III complex; RNA polymerase I complex
Molecular function (GO): protein dimerization activity; DNA binding
Source: RefSeq, a predicted model, not a curated record
AUUCUGGCCCACAGAGCUACGCUAAAUAUUACGCCUUCUCGCCACACGCACACUUCACCGCAACUCCGGCCGCCCGCCGCCGCCGCCGCCGCUCGCGUGCAGCAAGCGUUGUGCUAGCUAGCGCCGCCCCACCCCUCCGGUGCCGACUAGUUGCUGUGGCUGGCGGCGCGCGCCGCCUGACUUCCUCUCCUUCUCCGGUGCCUCACCUCAGGCUCUGUUGAGAACAGGAGGGGUGAGGGGGAAGAUGCCGAAGAAGGGGACGAAAUCGAGGAAGGGCACGGACGAUGAGCCCAAGCAGGAGGAGAAGAACAAGCUUCCGGAGCACCUUGAGGUCCAGCGGACGCGUGUGGUCUGCAAGGGCGACGCCCCCGUAAAUACUGAAGGUUUUCAAUACGCUGGUGCUUUUGCUGCUAUGGGAAUCGAUAACAGUGUCUCAGCGGAUAAGUUUUGCAAAAACUUUAAAGUCGUGGUAAAUCGACUUACGGAAGAUGAUAUGGAGUUUGAUAUGAUUGGUAUUGAUGCAUCAAUGGCUAAUGCUUUUCGGAGAAUCCUUAUAGCAGAGGUUCCUACAAUGGCAAUUGAGAAAGUUUUAAUGGCUGACAAUACCUCAGUUAUAGCAGAUGAAGUUCUUUCACAUAGACUUGGCCUUAUUCCACUUGAUGCAGAUCCUAGGCUUUUUGAAUAUAUCUCAGAAAAUGAUGUCCCAACUGAAAGAAACACUAUUGUGUACAAACUCCAUGUUUCAUGUAAAAAGGGUUCCCCACGGCUUACAGUGAAGUCUGGUGAUUUAGAGUGGCUGCCAGAAGGUAGCCAACUACCUUUGGCAUCUCCUGCUCAAUCUGGGGACAAACAAAAGACGUACACUUCCUUCAGCCAAAGCCAGAAGGAUAUCUUAGAAAAGCCUCUUGGUGUGAAAUUUAAAGACAUAACUAUUGCGAGGCUUGGGCCAGGCCAGGCUAUUGAACUUGAGGUACAUGCUGUUAAGGGAAUAGGAAAAGUGCAUGCCAAGUGGUCCCCAGUUGCUACAGCUUGGUAUAGAAUGCUCCCUGAGGUUGUUCUUCGUGAAGAAAUCAAAGAUGCUGAUGCAGAGAUGCUAGUGGCAAAGUGCCCAGUCAAUGUUUUUGACAUCGAAGACCUGGGAAACGGGGAAAAGAGAGCGGUUGUUGCUAGGCCAAGAGCAUGCACCCUUUGUAGGCAAUGCGUUAUGGGACCUACUGGGGAAGUUAUGGGACCUACUGUGGAACAAGUAGAACUACGGCGUGUCAGAGACCACUUCAUCUUUACGAUUGAGUCUACUGGAGCUCUACCGCCGGAGAUGCUGUUCACAGAGGCUGUGAGGAUCCUCGAGGAGAAGUGCGAGAGAGUGAUAUCUGAACUGUCAUGAGCUCUCUAGUGGUCACUGUAGUUUUUCACGGUUAUAUUCUGUUGGGAGGGUGUUUGUGCUAAGAUUUAUCUCCUGACGAAGAGCUGAGUUGGUAAUGUUUCUUAUAAUCUUGUCUACAUCAGGCUGCUGUAACAGAAACAAAUUAAAGCUCGGCAUUGGUUUUUUGUUGUUCCAGUUUACCAUGCACCCUAGUUGCAGUUUACAGUA